GUCAUCCCACAGAGUCACAUAAGGAGAGUAGCACAGAGGCACCACCUGUUCUGCUAUUACAUUUCAGCUUCCUCCUGUGGAGUUAAGAUAUGAUUCCAAAGUGCUGUGAGGAAAGCUCUAGUGACCCCAGCCCAGGCUUUGUGGUGGAUGGGACUUCUGAAUUCCAAGUAAAGCAAAGUAAAGAAAAGCAACACUUAAAAGCAUGUGUCAGGAAUAAAAAGGAGCACAUCUAUCUGAAUGUGAAACGCAGAACUGCCGAGAAACAGAGGAGGAGACAAAGAACAGAGGAGGACAAGGACACCAAGAACAAAGGUUCUCCUGUUUCCUCUACUACCUGCUGGAUUAUUGCAGUGAUUCUAGGGAUCCUCUUCUUGGCAUUGCUGGGAACAACAGUGGGUUUUAUUACCAAGGGCUGUCCAUGUCCAUGCUGCCCUGAGCAGUGGGUCACCUACAGAGGCAAGUGUUACUCCUUCUCCAAGGAGAAGAAGGACUGGAAUUCCAGCCAGGAAUCCUGCCGGGCACAGGGGGCUCAUCUCCUGGUGAUCAGCAAUACCAAUGAAAUGGACUUCUUCCUGAUAGAACACACCAAAUCCCACUGGAUUGGUUUGCAGAGGAGCACUGAUGGUGACUGGGCCUGGGAAGACGGCUCAAAACUGAGUGACAAAAAGGUUAAGUCCAACAGCCAUGUGCAGAACUGCGCUGUUCUGAUGGAUGGUGCCAUCCAUGCUUCCAGCUGUGAAGUCCCUACCCCAUGGAUCUGUGAGAAAUCUGUUCAAUCACCUCUGUGGACCUUGCCUUAGGAGAUAUUCUUUGGAGAGCUGUGCUAAGGCCUGAUUCCUGUGAAGUUUCUGUGAGAGGAGCUCAGAGAAAGCUCCUGAGAGCUCCUGGCUCCUGUGCCACCUGCCACAGUGCAAGGAAUGAAUGCAGCUGCCACAGGAGGUCUGAGUGCUGCUGGAUCCUGGCUCCAUUCAGGAUCACUCUGGUGAUGUUCACAUUCAUAGCCCUCACCUAGUGACAGAUAGUCUUCAAAGUAGUAGAGAAGGGGGAGGAUAGAUUUCUCUGAGUCUCUCAGUCAUUUUCAGAGGUACUUGAGCAUUAUCACUGCUGUUUUGAAAUCCUAGGGAGACAUGAGCUUGUAAUCUGUGAGCUCACACAAGCUCUGAGUUUAUUUCUCUCUCGUGAACCCUAGUGACGUGCACCAAAACUGAAAGCUAGCCUGAAGUUUGAAGUUGGCCUGUUUUUGCAAGUGGUCAGAUGAUACCCACAGGACCAUUCUAACCUAAAUUCUUCUGUGGUUUAUGUUUGUACCUGGAGAAAACUGGAGCAAGGCUUCUAGUGUUUCAUUGCUGUGUAAAUAGCUGCGAAGGAGUAAACCUGCUACCCUGCU
Molecule: messenger RNA, 1387 nt
Organism: Corvus hawaiiensis (hawaiian crow)
Lineage: Eukaryota; Metazoa; Chordata; Aves; Passeriformes; Corvidae
Product: killer cell lectin-like receptor subfamily G member 1
Exons: 6
Coding region: 90-800 (236 amino acids)
Source: RefSeq, a predicted model, not a curated record